Molecule: messenger RNA, 7790 nt
Organism: Cydia pomonella (codling moth)
Lineage: Eukaryota; Metazoa; Arthropoda; Insecta; Lepidoptera; Tortricidae
Product: ubiquitin carboxyl-terminal hydrolase MINDY-3 homolog
Exons: 2
Coding region: 286-1683 (465 amino acids)
Biological process (GO): protein K48-linked deubiquitination
Molecular function (GO): cysteine-type deubiquitinase activity; K48-linked deubiquitinase activity
Source: RefSeq, a predicted model, not a curated record
ACAUCACUGCGCUUAUUGUUGUUCAUUUUGUCAAUAUAAACGGAACGUAUCGAAAAUGCGAAAACGAAACGCUAUUGAUAUUUUUCUUAAAAAAUGGCAGCCUUUAUGUCGUAAGCUUUUCUUUUCUAUUAAUGAAAAGUUUUUAUUAACAAUCUACAGACAGUUUAUGAUGCAAAUAGAAGCAAUUCAGAUGAGCAAUCGAUUUUACAAGGAAGACAUAUAGAUAUUACUAAUCGGAGUAACAAUGAGCAGUAUAUAUGUAGAGGCGUAGACAUUACGGCAUUUAUGCAAAUGUUGAUCGGUUCCGCCGAAGAAAAGGCGAGUGGUUCCGUACGAGCUUUAGAAGAAAAAGUGGAGAUGAGUGACAGCGCCGGUGCCGGAGCGGGCAGCGAGCCACGCGGGGGCUCCGCGGGCAUGGAGCGCGAGCUGGAGAAUACGCGGCGGCUACUGUGGGGCGAACAGGUCAAGGAGGAGGUGUUCCGGCGCUGGGCGCAGGGCUUCACGUUCAGCGCCGACGAGCCCAGCGCGCUCACGCAGCAGGAAGGGGGGCCUUGCGCCGCCAUCGCGCCCGUGCAAGGCUUCCUCCUUAAAAUACUCCUGUCGGAGACGCCCGGCCACAGUCUACGUGACCUUACUUCGGAGAAGUGCAACUCCCUCCUCGUCCGGGCCGUGUGUACAAUACUAAGCCAGUGUCUAGCGCCUAAGUAUAAUGUGGCGGUGUAUCAACGAAAAAACGAAACAGAAGCUGAAUCCAGCUCGGCCAGUGCCACGGAAGAGACAGAAACCCUGGAACAGUUUCAUCGGCGGAUUGAAAUUCACUCCUUCCAAGGAUUGUCAGAGGUUGAAGCGUUCUACACUAGAAACAUUCGUGUUUUGAAGGACAAGUAUGGAGUGCUACUACUGUUGUAUAGUGUGAUUCUCAGCAAGGGAGUAGGGGUUGUGGAAGCAGAGCUGUCAGAGUUGUCAGAUCCACUCAUACACUCCACAUAUGGAUAUGGGUCACAGGGACUGAUAAACUUGAUGCUGACAGGCCGGGCUGUGGCUCAUGUGUGGGACCAUGACCAGGUGGUUGGGGGCCUUCGGCUGCGUGGCAUUGAGCGGCAAAAUGAUAUUGGUUUUCUCACCAUAAUGGAGCACAUGCAGUAUUGCACUGUGGGGUCGUUCUACAAAAAUCCAAAGCAUCCUGUAUGGGUACUAGCAUCCGAGACGCACUUAACGGUGCUGUUCUCGUUCGAGCGGCGGUUAGCGGCGCCGGAGACGGCGGGAGAGUCGGCUGAGCGGAUCUUCCGCUCCUUCGAUCCAGAGGGUAACAAUUUCAUCCCAUCGGCAGCAUUGCAGGACGUGCUCUGCGCUGCCGAGCUUGUUUCGGAGCCGGAGUACGUGGAGCUCAUGCGGCGCAAGCUUGACGCGGAGAACCUGGGGAUUAUCCUGCUGAGCGCAUUCAUGGAGGAGUUUUUCCCAUCUUGUGAGCGAGGCUGUCCCGACACGUUCACACUGCACCAUUACAAUGGGCUAGCGCGGAGCAACCCGGGCGGCCGUGUAGCGUACCGCGCCGGGCGCGCGGCGCUGCUCGAGUGCCACAUGCGCGCCGCCUCGGCCGACCCCAUGCUCACCUGCCUGCAGACCAAGUGGCCCAGCAUCGACCUGGUCUGGGACGAGGGCAGCUCACCCUCCCUUAACUGAGCAGCUACAUUCUAAAGGACUGUGUCGUGAGUGAACUGUGCAGACCAUAAUUUAUUUGUAAAAUAUAAUUUUACAAGCUUCCCUUCGUUCCAGCAGUUUUAAUUUUAGGCUGUCACAGCUAGGAAUUGACACCAGACAUAGACUUAUUUACACUAUGGUAACAGUUUAGACUAAAUAUUUUUUUAAUAACGCUGAGGGGUUGUUGUCAAUGUUGUGCUGCAUAUGAUUUGUAUCAGUUUGCUUAUACCAUAGUUUAGAGACAUGCUCCUAAUGAUAUACACUAUAAUGAAAUAUAAAUAAAUUUAAUUUAGCCCCGCAUAGAAUUAGGUUGUAUAUAAAUGUAAUAGUGACAUAGUAAUAAUGGGACAUGUUGAAAUUUUAUUAUGAUGACAUUGGUGAUGUGCUUCGUGAUGGGGCGAAUGCGAGGGCGGGCAGCGGCUCACACUGUGGCCAACUAUUUCCACUUCGGUGUCGCUUGUACUAUUUGCAUUCUGCUUGUACAUUCAGGCGUUGGGUGUAGGUAGCGCUGCUGGCCGCCCGGAAUGUUUUGCUGUGCGAAUUUCUGCUGACUGCGACACGCGUUGCGAGGAACGAGUGUGGAACUGUAUUGAUCUUUGAGAUGCUCACAAGAGACAUUAUUUUACUCUGUAUUUUUAAAUUAGGGUCAGCUUUGUAUAAGCAAGUUAUUGUAAUUUUUUUGCAAGAAUGAUUGCCAUUUGACCUUUAUAGUCGAUCAGAAACUUUUUACUAUAGAAUUAUGUAAAUUCAGAAUGUUUGUUUUUAAAGGCUUCUCUUCCAAUCUAUUGUGAAAUUCGUUACAUAAACUUACUAAGUGGCAAAACGCCUUAGAGAAGUAUUAGGUCAUUACCUAUGAAAUUGGUGUUUUAUAUUAUUAUUAUUAUUAUUUAAUAAGCAGGCAGGCAGUUUGACAACUGAUAUGACCUGUAUCCAAUAUUCAUAAAGAUAUGAGAUUUUGUAUGGAGAACUUUAACGAAAUUCGAUUUUUCAUACAAUGAAUUUUGCGGAUUAUUUUGUGAUGGCAUUUUCAAACCAAACACAUUUUUGCCAGUAAUCUGAGACAUUUUUAAGGCACAUUUUCUAUCUCAUUUUUUUUUUAAUCUGUCCCGUCAGAAAAAUAUAAGUCAUUUAAAUACUCGAGCCGGCAGCACAUGAAAAGAGCUGUUUUCAGGGCGGUAUUCUGAAUACAUAAAACAAUAAAAGUAGCAAAUAAUUGUAUGUAAAAUCGUUGUUAUGUAGCGCACUAAUGACAUUAAAAAAUACUUCAUAGUAACUACUAAAAUAAAUAAACUAUGACAUGACUAAUACUUAUGAACAAAAACGCCAAUCAUAGGUAAAUGACCCGAUAUUUCGUGGCGCGUGGGAGUAAUCCUCCUUGCCCCCUAGACGAUAAAUUUCUGUAAAUAGCUAAGCUUUCAUUCCGCUUCAGCAGAUCAGCCUUGAAUAGGUAGCAUGAAUAAUCCCUAAUUUGCUGACUAGAUUUUAAUAAUGAAAAAUUUGAUUAUGACUUGUUCAUAUUUUUAAUUAUGUAUGCCCAAAAACGAGGAAGGAAAACAAACGAGGCGCUGUAGCAACACCUAAAGCUGAUCUCGUAUGCACUCCCACCAGGCUGACGAGAUCAGCUUUAGAACUGCGGGCGAGCGACAGGCCCGCAGCUUCCCGCGCGCCGCCCAGGUGUCAUUCCACCGCCAACCUGGCUCGUAAAAACACCCCGACCGAGUGAAAACUGCCUAAAGCAUAGUUCAUAUAGAAUUGGUACGCACUAGAAGAUUGUUAUUUUUUUAAGUUAAUGAAAUGCGGUGGUGGCCGAGUGGAUAUGACGUCCGACUUUCAAUCCGGAGGUCGUGGGUUCAAAUCCUGGCUCGUACCAAUGAGUUUUUCGGAACUUAUGUACGAAAUAUCAUUUGAUAUUUACCACUUGCUUUUCGGUGAAGGAAAACAUCGUGAGGAAACCUGCAUGCAUCUGCGAAGAAAUUCAAAGGUGUAUGUGAAGUCCCCAAUCCGCAUUGGGCUAGCGUGGGGACUAUAGCCCGAGCCCUCUCGCGCAUGAGAGGAGGCCUGUGCCCAGCAGUGGGACGUAUAUAGGCUAAAUUAUUAUAUUAUUAUUAUUAUUAUUUUUUAAUGCUUUUUUUAUUGGGUGACUGAACUUUGUAGUGUAGCUGGUUGCCAUGGUUUUAUGGUAUUUAAAUUUACCAAACAUGCAUGUUGUUAGGGUGACCAGAUCUGAUUUCCGGUUUUACGGGACAACUGCAUCGAAAAUACGGGAUUCAAGGUUAAAAUACGGGACAGGUAGUAUAUUUAAAAUCAACAUUCAUAUUUUAUUACAAAAAUUUGGCAUAAUGCAUAAUCAAAUAACCUGUACAAUAGCUAAAUUUCUUAAUGAAAGACUUUAAAAAACAAUAAUAAAUAUUAUAAAACAUAACAAUUUUUAUAUUGUCUGGAAAGGAAAAUCUGAAAUAAAUAAUCUGAUGAAUAACCUAUACAUAUACAUUUUGAUUUCUUUAUGAAUUACCCUUUAAAUAAUCAUAAUUCAACAAUUUGUUAAUUAUUCGGAUAAGAAUAUGUGGAUUAAUCUAACAUUAUUUACAAACUUAUUCUGACUUUCCCACCGAACAAUAAGAAAUAAACAAACAAUUAAUAAACACCCUAAUUUCUAAAUGAUUGGAAAAUGUGGAAUGACAACUAAAUAACCGCUGUGUGCAAAUAGGUAUUUUUAUCAUUAAAUUCCAUUUAAUUAUAAAUUUACGGGACAAUUUACUGUCCCGUAUUGGUUUCGACAAAUUACGGGACAAUGAUAAAUUUGUGCGUGAAAUACGGGAUAACCCGUAAAAUACGGGACAUCCCGUAAAUACGGGAUAACCCGUAAAAUACUGAACAUCGGUAAAAUACGGGACAUCCCGUAAAUACGGCCAACCCGUAAAACACGGGACAUCCCGUAAAUACGGCCAACCUGUAAAACACGGGACAUCCGGUCACCCUAAUUGUUGUGGUAUUUAUGGCUAUUAAGCCAUUUUCAUUAUAGGUUAUCUACUGUGUAUUACAGUAAAUAGCAAUGCAAAAUUUCAAACAAACGAUUAAUAUUGUUACAUUGUCCCCAGGGUAAUGGCACAGAAUAGCAACACAAAAGAGUUGAUUCACUUGCAUCGGAUCGAAUCGACCCGAUGCCGCAGCGAACGUGUUAAGAGCAUUGAUAUAUGUUAAGUACGGGCCUUACGAGCACUAUGAAUGGUGCUAGAUCUGCGGUGUCACUCAUAAAUUCCAGCCAAUCUUGCAGUCGCUGGUUGCGAACUCAUCAACCAAUCGCUUGGCUGCGUUAGACUGCACGAUUGGCUCGAAUUCGUGUGCGUGACGCUGUACUGGCCCCAUUCUUAUUGCCCGUAAGGACCGUCCUUAGAUAUGUCAAUGGUUAAGAGUAUUUCUUUUUGGCUGGUUCCUUUUUUUGUAAUUUUAAUAAGUGCGGUCAUUUGAUUUCUGUACCAUUUCUUAUCUGGUCACGGUGAUGAGGUCCCUUGCGGUCAGGGCUCGGAACCGGUUUAUUUUUAAAUCCCGAAAUAGCCCAAUAUUUUUAAUUAUUUUAUACUCUUUACGUAGGACUGGAUCAUGUAUUUAGGUAACAACUUCGCAUGAUUAGAUAGUCCCAUUAAAAAUUUUAUAAUAAACCAAAGAACGAAAAAUAACGUAAUAAAACUGGUAUUUUUUGUAUGAAGAAAAAACCGGUUCCGAGCCUUGCUUGCGGUAUUCAUAUUGCCUGUAACUGUGAAAAAAAAAAAAAAAAUAAUUAUUUGAAACAACACAUAAAUCUUAAAAUUAACAUUUGACUUUAGUAAAAUUUGUUGUCCCAAAGAGAUUUUCAGUGGACCUAAAUCUUAAAAUAGAAAUAAAAUACGUUGCAACAUAAGAAUAGUAAAAACAAUGUACGAAAUAUUACAUAAGGGUGAAUCAACUUUUUCACUUAGUGGAUGGACCUGUAUGAAACUGAUGUUCAAAUCCUGGUAAAGGCAUUUAUUUGUGUGAUGUCUGUUCCUAGUCAUGGGUGUUUUAUGUUAUAUACACCGUGGGCCAAUUAAACCCGACAUAUUUUAACCACGCAUUCCUGAGGUCAUAAGGAGCAAAAAAUGUUAUAUGAGUUUUGGCCAAAUUCGCCAAAAAACAAUUAUUUUUUGCCGAAAAAAAAAAUUCCUUUUGCGUUUUCUGCACACGACACGUUAUUUAUUUUUACACCUUGGUGAAAAAAAAUCAUUACAACGAAUAAGUAUAGUUUUUUUUUUAUUUACAGACGAUAAUUGCGAGUUUACUUUAAAACUUUAAUAUCUGUCAGUAGGUAUGUCUAAACCAAGUCACAUAGUGGCAGCGUCACAGCUAAAAAGGCGUUUUUGACUAAGUUAUAAAAGAAACAAAUUUUCACAGAAAUUGUCAUUAUCUCUAAAACAAGACCGAUUACAGAAAACAUUGUAUGACAUUUUAGUCUCUAAAUGCGGUCAAGAAUACACCUUUGAAAUAUGUCUGGUUUAAUUGGCCCACGGUGUAUAUCGUUGUCUAAGUACAUCAACUUAGUCAAUUGGUGUAAAAUGUCCUAUAAUAUUUUUUUAUUAUUUACGUAUUGCCAUAGGUAUGGUUUUAUGUUAUUUAAAAACUAACAUACAUUUUCAUGGCAGUUAAUAGCCCUUUUCCUAACAGUUUAUCUACUAUAGUACAGUCAGCGUCAAAUACUUCGUAGCAGUCAAAGUGGCCAAAUAGUUCGGUACCAUAUAUUUAGUAUGGUGUACCGAAUUAUUUGGCCACUUUGACUGCUACGAAGUAUUUGACGCUGACUGUACAUUGUGCAUUGAGGGCGUAAGUGAAAUAGACCCGCGUUUGCAAUAUGCUUAUCCCCCACACUUAGGCCGGUUGUAGAUGUCCGGUGUUUUCGCCGGAAACCGGACCGUGUUACGCGACUACGUCCGGUUUUGUACAUGGCUACCGACAGCUACACCCAAGAAAACCAGACAUCGUCGCCUAACCCGGACAAUUGUCCGGCGAAAACACCGGACAUCUACCUACAACCGGCCUUACACAAUGUUUUUCAUCACACUUGCGAAGAAAAAACAAAAUUUUAAGCUAAAUAAUUCUUAAAUACGUUGACAUUACAAACAUUAUUCCGCCAUAUUGUCCUCUGAGUCGUUAGGCAUCGAAGGCUCAGACCUGGCAUUCAGCCACAAUUAAUCAAUCAAUCAAUAUUGCUUACUUUUACAUAGCAAAAUAGUUUAGGUACAUAUAGAUCUAUAUAUUUAUACUGAUGUGCACGCCACGAUUGAAAAUUGUGUAAAAAUAUUUUAAACGGGUAUUAAAUCAAUGAAAUUAAAUCUUUUUAAACAAAUUUAUUUAUUAAUUUAAAAUUAUUAAUUAUUUUAUUAAUUUAAAAGUGAACCUACAUGGUUCGUAUGAAUUCGUGACAGAGUAAAAAUUAAAAAAGCCAUAACUCCCUAGAGAGUUACAGCUUUUUUCACAAUCCAUUACUCCCGCGGGAACAGUAUAGGCCUUAGUACACCUGCAUGAAAUAAGAUCUUUUUCGAGGAAGUGUUUUGAAAAGUGUAUUAGUAGAAAAUCCGAGUAUCUUCUAGCAAUCUGCUAAAAUCGACUGAAUGACAAGACAGAAUAAUAGGAAAUAAGUUGGUUCACCCUCAAAUCAUUUUCCUUACUGUACGGUCACGUCUGAAAACAUCGAUACGAAAAAAGUGUCAAAAAUAUGUAUACACGACUUUAUUGCCCAUGUAUUAAGGUAGUGUAUACAUAUUUUUGGCACUUUUUUCGUACCGAUAUUUUCAGACGUGACUGUACCCAGAAAAACUCUUGUUGGCAUCUUAUCUUAUUGUGUCUGAAAAUUGUACUAAAUUGUAAAAAUUGGAGUAGUUUUAACUUUCCCCUCGCAACGCCAACGCCGGUAUAUGUUUAUUUGUUAUAUCUACACGACGCGGUAUAAUUGUUUUAUUAUAUAUUCAUAUUAUUGUCAUACGUGUUAAAAUAGGGCCAUUUUAGUGUGACAAAGAUUAUACUUAUUGAAAGAUAUUUUCAGUUAGUUAUAAAAGUGUAACAUGCUUUCUUUGAUUAUA